AUGCCUCCCGUCAAGGCUUCCGUCCUGCAUGCCGCCCGCGAGCUCCGUCUCGAGGAACGAGACCUCGCCGCGCCCGCUCCCGACGAGGUGCAGAUUGCCGUCCAGUCCACCGGCCUCUGCGGCUCCGACUUGCACUACUUCAACCACUUCCGCAAUGGCGACAUCCUCGUCCGCGAGCCCUUGACCCUCGGCCACGAGUCCAGCGGCACUGUCGUCGCAGCUGGCACCGCAGUCUCGGACCUGCGUCCUGGGGACCGCGUUGCCAUUGAGGUCGGCCUGCCCUGCGAGAGCUGCGAAUACUGCAGCCAGGGCCGUUACAACAUUUGCCGAGGCAUGCGCUUCCGCAGCUCGGCCAAGGCCGUCCCUCACUUCCAAGGCACGUUGCAAGAGAGGAUAAACCAUCCCGCGAGGUGGUGCCACAAACUUCCCGACGACCUCUCGCUCGACCUCGGCGCCGUCAUCGAGCCUCUCUCCGUCGCCAUGCACGCCCGCGACCGCGCCAACCUCCCCGAAGGCUCGACAGUCCUCGUCUUUGGCGCCGGCGCCGUUGGUCUGCUUGCCGCCGCCGUCAGCAAAGCAGCGCAUGCUUCCGCGGUGAUCAUCGCCGACAUCCAAAAGGACCGCGUCGACUUUGCCGUCGCAAACGGCUACGCGGAUGCUGGCGUCGUUGUGCCCAUGGCCCGCCCACAAACGAUCGAGGAGAAGCUGCUGUACGCCGCCGACGUUGCGGACAAGAUCAAAGCCACCGAGGUGCACGGCAGGCCCAUUGGCGAGGUGACGGCUGUGUACGAGUGCACCGGCGUGGAGACGUGCGUGCAGAGCUCCAUAUAUGCUGCCAAACCCGGCGGCAAGGUCAUGAUCAUCGGCAUGGGCACGCCCGUUCUCACGCUGCCCAUGUCGGCGGCCGCCCUGCGCGAGGUUGACCUCUUGGGCGUCUUCCGAUACGCCAACACGUACAAGCGCGCCAUCGACCUGUUGUCCAGCCCGCCGCCCGAGAUGCCGGACCUGAAGACGCUCGUGACGCAUCGCUACAAGGGCAUGGCCCUCAUCCCGGAUGCCUUUUCCAUGGCCGCCAGGGUCAAGGACGAGGAGGGCAAGCUGGUGCUCAAGGUGGUGGUUGACAUGAAGGAGUGA
Messenger RNA from Purpureocillium lilacinum, 1134 nucleotides. RefSeq lists its product as uncharacterized. Gene Ontology annotation, molecular function: L-iditol 2-dehydrogenase (NAD+) activity; zinc ion binding. Gene Ontology annotation, biological process: D-sorbitol catabolic process. Lineage: Eukaryota; Fungi; Ascomycota; Sordariomycetes; Hypocreales; Ophiocordycipitaceae. The record is from RefSeq and is a predicted model, not a curated record.